CAACAUGGCGGUUAUGUCGCUGGCUUGAGAGUGUGGAGGAAACCGCGUAAGUCAAGACAAUUACGGGUCUAGUUCAGCGACGGAGAGCGGAUUAAAAGAAGGGAGCGUGUAGACUGCGGGUGUUGGCUUUUUUUUUGGAAAUGAAGGGAAAAGAGCGGUCGCCGGUGAAAAAACGCUCUCGGGCGCCAGAUGACGGCAGAGACCGAGGAGGAAGCCACCCGGGCGGCAAGAAGAGCGGAGCCGUGUCGACGGUCGGCAGCAACAACAACGGCAACGGCGCUGCUCACGGCGGGGCUUCGUCCAGGAGAAGUUUGCACAGUGACAAGAGAGACAUGAGGGAGUCAGACGGACACAACUCAAGCAGUCGGACCGGUAGCGGCUACGACUACGGGGCCGUUUCGGGGAACAAGACCUACGGCAGCGCGGACAUCGACGCGGAAACAUCCAGGUCCGGUUCACGCAGCGAGCCGCGGCCUCCGUCCAACCCCGAAAACGAGUACAAGACCCUGAAGAUAAGUGAACUGGGCAACCAGCUGAACGACGAGGACAUAGAGGACGGGUUGUUUCACGAGUUUAAGAGGUUUGGAGACGUCAGCGUGAAAAUAAGUCGAGAAAACGACGACAGGGUGGCGUAUGUGAACUUCAGGAGGCCGGAUGACGCCCGGUCGGCCAAACACGCCCGCGGUAAACUGGUGCUGUACGACCGGCCUCUGAAGAUAGAGACGGUGUACACCAACAGACUCAGGAGCCGCUCCCCGGUUUCAAAAGACAAUUUCUCCCCAGGACAGAGGCAUCUUCACUCCCAGAGGCCCCUGUCUCCCUCUGGUAUGGGAUACAGAGACUACCGAUUACAGCAGCUGGCUCUUGGCCGUCUCCCCCCUCCUCCUCCUCCUCCACCUCCUCCUCCACCACCUCACAUCAGAGAUCUGGAGAGAGACAGAGAUUUCUCAGUGUACGAUGCCAGGACUAGACCCCCGUUCAUCCCUGAGUGUGCAGUUUUCCGCGAGGAGGACCUGAUGACCCCUGAGGAUGACCAGAGGGCAAACAGGACUUUGUUUCUGGGCAACCUGGACGUCGGUGUGACGGAGAGCGACCUGAGGAGGGCGUUCGACAGGUUUGGGAUGAUAACGGAAGUGGAUAUAAAGCGGGCAGUGCGAGGCCAGAGCAACACCUACGGAUUCAUCAAGUUUGAGAAUCUUGACAUGGCUCAUCGUGCCAAAGUUGCGAUGUCAGGGAAAGUGGUGGGGCACAACCCGAUUAAGAUUGGCUAUGGCAAACCCACGCCCACGACCAGGCUGUGGGUGGGGGGCCUCGGACCCUGGGUUCCACUCGCUGCACUAGCCAAGGAGUUUGACCGCUUUGGUACCAUCAGGACUAUAGACUACAGGAAAGGUGAAGUCUGGGCUUACAUCCAGUAUGAGAGUUUGGAUGCUGCUCAGGCUGCAUGUACUCACAUGAGGGGCUUCCCUCUCGGCGGCCCCGACAGGAGACUGAGAGUGGACUUUGCGGAUACAGAGCACCGCUACCAGCAGCAGCAGUACGUGCAGCUCCCACUCCCCCUGCCGCACUAUGACUUUGUUCCUGAGCCCUUUGCCCACCACCUUACAGACUCGGUGAGAGUGAGGGACAGGUCCCCUCCACUACCCACUCGCUUCAGAGAAAGGAACCUGUACACCAGCGCUGAAUGGUCUGGCUUGGGUGUCCAUGACAGGAUACGAGGAGCAGGCUUUGAUCCCAUAGACCGCCUGGAAAGGCGUUCCCAUGAGACCUGGUCAAUAGAGCAUGCGUUACAAGGCAGAGAUCUAAACCGCAAAAGGAGACAUUUGGAUGGUGGCAGCCGGCUAGAUCAUUCACCUGACAAAAUCGACUUUGGUCUGCGCCGUCAUGGCAACUCAUUAGAGCGCAGCCCUGGUGGGGGCAACCGAGACGGGGGACGCUACAGUGACCCUGAACGCCCGCCUCGCCCUGGCAGACCCUCCCCUGUCAGAGAACGCCAGAACACUGGCUUUGGAGACAAGAGAAGAAAAACGCUUAGCCCGGCUGCGCCAGGCUCCUGUUCUGAGAAGGACCGCAAACGCAAAGCAAGUGACUCGUCUAAGAGCCCGGCUAAGAAGGAGGAUCGCUUAGAACAUCUUCCCUCCUCUUAUUCCUCCAAGUCUGGACAGCUGUCAAAGCCGGCAGCUGGAGGACAAAAGCUGGGUCAGGUCUGGCAGGGGGUCCUCCUGCUGAAGAAUAGCAGCUUUCCCACAUCCCUGCACCUGCUGGAGGGGGACAUGGCGGUGGCUACUAGUCUGCUGCUGCAGGGCUCCAAAGGGGGUCAAGCAUCCCAGCUGAAGAUCAGCCAGCGACUGCGACUGGACCAACCAAAGCUGGAUGAAGUUUCGCGACGCAUCAAGGCGGCCGGCUCCACUGGAUACGCCAUCCUUCUGGCCGUGCCGGGGAAAUGUGAAGAUGGAGGGAUCCAGGACGCCAGCAGCUCAGCGGAGAGGCCGCUAAAGAAUCUGGUGUCCUAUCUGAAGCAGAAGGAGGCAGCCGGCAUCAUCAGCCUCCCUGUGGGGGGCAGCAGCCGUGACAAGGACCACGCAGGAGUCCUUCACGCUUUCCCCCCAUGUGAGUUCUCACAGCAGUUUGUGGAUGCCUCUGCCAAAGCCUUUGCCAAAUCAGAGGAUGACUACAUGGUGAUGGUCAUUAUCAGAGGAGCGUCAUGAUGAAAAAUAAAAAUCUAAAUGUCUCCUUUCACACUCUUGAACUGUUAAACUGUGAGUUGUAAAAACAGGGAGAAGUAACAACAAAACAGAGUAACAGGAAAUUAUAAUUAAUGAUAAUUUUAUAUUUCCUAACCUGCAUGGUAGCUUGUAUCUCAUCCUGUUGAAGAUUUAUAUCAAUGAAAGGCAUGUUCAAUUUAAAAGGUUUUGAUAAAUUGAUACAUUUGAUUAUUAAUUCAGGUGACAUGCUGCUUUCUGCUUUUUAGUUCAGAUUCAGAUUAAUGUACAUUACUUGAAGGGUACUCUGCUAAAGUAUUUCAGAGAAAGCUAAAGUUCUGUAAAUCAAUGCUAUAUGUUGCCUUAACUCAUUUGAAAAGAAACACAAUUCCUUCAUAUGAUUCCAUACAAUGCAAUGAGUAUUUUGCUUUAACUUAAUCUGUAAUCAGCAUAGAUUUAACCGGCCAGUGUUGACACAUUUGUAAUGCUAUAAUGUUUGUACAGUCAGCCUUUAAAAAAAAAUUAAAUCAAACUCGUACAUAUGAUUUAGGAUGUAUAUCCAUUUGCUCUAAAGCUUUAACCAUUGCUCAUUAAUAGGAUUACUCCAGAUGUGCAUCUGUAUUACUUUUUUGCUGACCAAGUAAACAUUUUGAUUCAAUGUGUCAUUAUAUAACAGCUUUUCUAUUUUUUGUCAGUUUUGGCCAGUCCUGUUAAAGGUUAAAGAAAAUUGUGGAAAAAGAUUGUGUUAAGAAACAGAAGGUCAUUGAGGGUUUUAGCACAAUAUAUUCCAUUAAUAAUCCAUAAAACGUCUGGAGGUUUAUGUGACUUUACAAGUUGAAGUUUACAAGGUUUCACUCAUCAUUGUUAGAUGUAUUCGGGGGUGGACACAAGCAGCAUCACCUGUUCAUCAUAAUGCAGUUCAACACAACAACCUUGCAAAGAAACCUGCCCUUAUGAAGCCAAUUAUGUUUAGUUUUGAUUUAAAUUGUAUUUAGAGAGCCGAUUUUAAGUUCUAUUUUUAUUUCUGACCCUAAGGUGUGCUAUUGAACUGCAUUGUGUCGUAACUGCAUUAUUUUCAUUAUUGAUUAAGCUACGGGUUCCUUUAUUGAAUAAUUGAUUAAUUAUUUGGUCUAUAAAACAUUAGAAAAAAUGUUGGUCUUCAAAUAGCAUUUAACUGUCCUACCAACCAUCCAAAACCCAGAGAUAUAUCAAUAUAUAACUGAUUAAUUCACCAAUUAUCAUAAUUGAAUAUCAAUUGGCUAAUAUAUUGUAUGUCUGUUCAUAUUAUACAGGGUUGCUUUUUUUGUCCACCCCUUUUAUAUUGAACUUUUAUUGGCAUCAUAUUCAGUCGAGUUGAACAGUAAUUGGUUGAUCAAAUUCUUCACCUUUCUUUCGUUAUAAUCCACUCAUUACAAUAAGUACCCCAGCAAAGCAUGUACUGUUUCAGAAAAACACGAUAUAACCUAUAAAGUAAGAGGUUUAUUUAGGCUCUGCCAUGCACGUCUCUAAUGAUCAGGAGUCUAGAAGUAGAAAAUAUUGCUAUAUUCUCAGUGGACUUCUAAUUGACUGAGAGAGGAGAGAAGGCCAUUCUCCAGUGGCCUUAUACCCGCAUUCCUCUGUAAGGACUGUUCAAUUGUUUUUUCAUGCUUUGAUUUGAUUACUGUGUUUCAAACGGAGAAAAAAGAAAUGAUGUGUGCUGUAUACUCAGGAUAUCUGGAGAGAGAAAUGGAGAACAUCAGUGCUCAUGGGCCUAAGAAGUAUACCUAACUGUCAAAGUGCAACAUGCACUUGAUAGAUUUUGUCUCAAUAAAUUUACUCUUUCGUGGGAAACACGACUG
Messenger RNA from Anoplopoma fimbria (sablefish), 4540 nucleotides. Its product is annotated as RNA-binding protein 15-like. The coding region runs from base 141 to 2708 and encodes 855 amino acids. Gene Ontology annotation, cellular component: nucleus. Gene Ontology annotation, molecular function: mRNA binding. The transcript has a single exon. NCBI's taxonomy places the organism in Eukaryota, Metazoa, Chordata, Actinopteri, Perciformes, Anoplopomatidae. Gene Ontology annotation, biological process: regulation of alternative mRNA splicing, via spliceosome. The record is from RefSeq and is a predicted model, not a curated record.